AGAACCUUUGAAAACAGAGAUCAUUGUGUCGGGUUCACUUGAACUAAAAUAAUGACCCAAUUUCAUAUGGCAAAUUCAAGUCUUCAUUUCCACCCGUUGAGUCUUCACUCCCUACGUCAACAAAGAUUGACCUGACCCACUAUUGAAAAAGCACUUGCUUAGAGACCAGGAAUUUUAAAAAAAACAUGGACCGUUUCACUCUCACUGUGCUGUGUUUCAGUACAUUUUAUUGUUCUCAAGGUACUCAAGGAUAUGAGGUUGACGACAAAAUCGUCGGAGGAACCGAAGCCGUACCAAAUUCCGUCAAAUUUAUGGUAUCCGUUCAAUUCAAACUUGAUGGAUUCCAUUUCUGUGGGGGUUCCAUCGUCAAUGAACGAAAUGUCGUCACUUCCGGCCAUUGUUGUCAAACCGUAACUCCGGAGGAAAUUCAGAUUGUGGCUGGAGAGCAUUCGCUCUCGGAAGUGUCUGGAAACGAACAAGUUUGCCCAGUCCGAGAACUUCUCCUGCAUGAGAAAUACAAUGCGUUUGACUUUGAAAAUGACAUUUGUCUGCUUGUCUUGGAUAAAAACAUCGUUUACAACGACCUGGUUAAUCGCGCCAGUAUUGCGACUGACGAUUCGUCACUAAAGCUCACCGCCUCGGUUUAUGGUUGGGGAGCCACUUCCAAUGAAGCCAUGGCUAACUCCGAGGUUCUCAUGAAAGUCGAUGUUCCCAUUCUUAAGAACGAGGAUUGUGCUCAAUCGUAUGGGAAUGGCGUGAUUCAUGAUUUCAUGUUGUGUGCUGGAGCUGAUGGUAAAGAUUCCUGCAAACGAGACACGGGAUCUCCCUUGGUUUGUCAGAAUGCCGUGGAUGAACAAGUAUUAUGUGGAACAGCAUCUUUCGGCUAUGAUUGUGGGCAACCAGGUUUUCCUGGUGUUUACAUGCGGAUUUCCAGCUUCAGCGAAUGGAUCAAUGAAAAUAUUCAAUGAUCCUGCGGAUCGACGAGGUUGCAUACAAACGAAAUGGUUAAAACGGAUUCACGAAACCUAGUAAUUUUACCUUGAGCAAGUUUAUUGUGUGCUGUUUUAUUGUAUAUAAAGCAGAUUGGACAAUCA
Tigriopus californicus is the source of this 1094-nucleotide messenger RNA. RefSeq names its product trypsin-1-like. Gene Ontology annotation, molecular function: serine-type endopeptidase activity. The record is from RefSeq and is a predicted model, not a curated record. Lineage: Eukaryota; Metazoa; Arthropoda; Copepoda; Harpacticoida; Harpacticidae. Bases 186 to 968 code for a protein of 260 amino acids. Gene Ontology annotation, biological process: proteolysis. The transcript is spliced from 7 exons.